Molecule: messenger RNA, 6552 nt
Organism: Miscanthus lutarioriparius
Lineage: Eukaryota; Viridiplantae; Streptophyta; Magnoliopsida; Poales; Poaceae
Source: the annotation of a GenBank genome assembly
AUGAGGUGGGCGAUCUCGAAGUUGCAGUUGCAGGGAACGGCCCCUCGCCCUCUUGGUAAAAAUGAUUCCUGCCCUCUCGUCGCGCACGAACCUGAAGCAAACGAACUUAUAGAGCAGAUAAACUUGGCACUCACCAGCGAGGCACAUCGUGUGGUCUCAGUGUGCGGGAUUGCUGGUGUUGGGAAAUCAUUUCUUGUAAAAACCCUCUUCAACGACCCUCAGAGUCCAGCAUGGAAGUUCAUGAUGAACGGUUGGGUCAAUGCACCCCAUCCGUUCGAUAUCGUGGACAUGUGUAUGAGUAUUUACGGCUUCACAUCCGAUGGCAGAAUUGAACACUACCCACCAGCCGAAGGCGAAGAUAUCGUUCUAUCGUGGUGGGAUCUACUGGAACUACGGCAGUGGCUUCUUGUUAUUGACGACUUAGGGUCCAUGGAAAUUUGGGACGUGAUAAAAGCUAACUUGAUCUCAAGGGCUACCAAGAGCUGUAUCAUUGUUAUUACAAGGGAUGAAAGUGUUGCCAGACAUUGUGCAACAUCAGAUGAUGCAGUAAUUAAAGACCUUCGCCAAAAAAAUAAGGCAACUAAAGAUGCUGGAACCUCCAAUCCGGAUCCUAAUAUGAUGGAGGAUGCAAGCUUUAUCAUAAAUAAGUGUGGAAGACUUCCCAAAUUAAUAGUUGCAUUAGCCAACUGCUUGGACAAAGCACCAAACAUCUUACAGGAGAUGCGCCUGAAUGCAAACUUCAUGUAUGAGUUGAAGACCAACAAAGGGCUUGACAGCUUUCGGGACGUAUUCACCACGAUCUAUUCAAGCUAUCAAACCUGUCCCCACCGCCUCAAGAAAUGCAUAUUCUAUCUGUCACUUUUUACUCAAAGCACCAUAAUUCGGCGGAGUCGUUUGGUGAGGAGGUGGAUUGCAGAGAGCUAUUGUGAGGGCCUUGACAGCAACAGCAAGGUGGAGUACACGGAGAAGCUCUUGGACAACAUUGCCACCCUGGGCAUCAUAGAUAAGCCGCCACAGACAUCAUCUUCCGUUGCCGGUUGCAUGAGAGGGACUGCAUGCCAUGUCAACUCUUUGUUCCUUGACUACAUCAUCUCACAGGAAACGAAAGAGAACAUUUUCCUUCCACUGGAAGUAACUGUACUGCAGGGACAGUGCAGUCUGAACAUACAACGUGCAGGACAGCACUUGGCCAUUGGGAGCAGCUGGAAGGGAGACAAGUUUGUGCUCGACAGCUUGGACUUCUCACGGCUACGGUCUUUGACGGUUGUUAGAGAGUGGAGGUCAUUCUUCAUAUCUCACAGGAUGAGAGUGCUUCGUGUGCUCGAUCUGGAGGAGACAAACGUCAAUGAUAAUGACGUGGAAAAAAUGUUGGUGCAUCUACUUUGCCUCAAGUUCCUCUCUCUUAGAAGAUGCACAAAGAUCCAGACUCUGGAUAUCAGACACACCUAUAUUGACAAGGUUCCAGUUGGCAUCAGCAAGCUGCUGCAGCUGCAGUAUAUUCGUGCUGGCACCAGUGUAGCGCUGAUGGAUGAGGAGCCAUCAACAACAAGGAGGAGUAGGUAUGGACAUGUUUCUGCUUGUGAUGGCGUCAAGCUUGGAGUGUCUGGCAUCAAAAGGAGAAACAUCAAGGGGUUCCUUUCUGCUAUUGAGGGGCACGUCCAUUUGGAAUCGCUGUCACUGCAGCUCCACAUGGACGAGGAUUUGGAGUGGUUGGAUAAAUUCACCACCCCAAGGAAUCUACAGCGACUUAAGAUGAAGGUACAUGUAGAGAAGUUCCAACACUGGAGCUGCCUAAAGGUCCUUGGUCAGAUAAGAAGGUUACAAGUCCUAUGCCUUCAUUUAAAAGCAGACCAAGAUGUUGAACUCCAAUUUUGUGAUACACUAGAUGGUGCGGCGUGGUCUACACCCAACCAAUUCUGUGAACUCAAAGUCCUCGAGAUUGCUUGCAGCUCCAACUUACAAGUGAAGUUUGCCGACAGAGAUAUGAAAUUGCUUGAGCAGCUCAAGGACGGGCGCGAGAUUCAAGUUGGCGAUUGUGCUCUUUUCGGGGCUGUUGAUGUUCCUCCAUUUAUUGGAUUGAUACGUUGGAUUGAGAAAAAGGAAGAAGGCUAUCCCAAACUACGCGUUAGUUGGCUUUAUAGACCUGCCGACAUUAAGCUUAACAAGGGCAUUCAACUGAACGCCGCACCAAACGAGCUCUUCUACUCUUUCCACCAGGACGAGGCAUCUGCUGUUUCCCUGCUGCACCCUUGCAAAGUUGCCUUUUUACGUAAAGGUGUUGAGCUCCCGGUUGGAAUUUCUUCAUUUGUAUGUUGGCGUGUAUACGAUAUUGACAACAAGUGUUUAUGGUGGCUUACCGACCGAGAUUAUAUUAAUGAACGGCAGGAAGAAGUAAAUCGGCUUCUAUACAGAACAAGGUUAGAAAUGCAUGCUGCAGUGCAGUCAGGUGGACGGUCUCCAAAGCGGCUAAAUGGUUCAUCAGCAUCCCAGCAACUGAAGGCUUCUACAGAUGGUACACAGAAUUGUGGUUUAUCCAAGGGAAAGAAGAGGGGGGAGAGUGAGCCUGGAAGCAAGUUGGACGGUAUAAAGUCUGAAAUAGCAAAGGUUGAAAAAGGUGGACUUCCAAACACAGAAGCAGUUGAAAAGCUUGUGCAUCUUAUGCAACUUUAUCAGACUGAGCAGAGGGUAGACCUUGCUGGUCGGGUUAUGCUUGCUGAUGUUAUUGCAGCUACAGAGAGCCCUGAUUGUCUUGGCAGAUUUGUGCAAUCAAGGGGCCUUCCCGUGUUGGAUAGUUGGCUUCAAGAGGCUCACAAAGGGAAGUCUGGUGACGGUAGUUCUAAAGAAGCAGAUAAGCCUAUUGAUGACCUUCUCUUGGCGCUACUUCGUGCACUAGCUAAAUUGCCUAUUAAUCUCAGUGCACUGCAAAGUUGUAACAUUGGAAAAUCUGUCAAUCAUCUCCGCAGCCACAAAAAUUUGGAGAUACAGAAGAAAGCUAAGUGUCUUGUUGAGAACUGGAAGAAACGUGUUGAUGCUGAAAUGAAGUCGAAUGAUUUGAAACCUUUAACUGGCCAAUCUGCUUCCUGGCCUGGAAAAGCAGGUUUCCAAGAAAUUUCAAAUACUGGAAGCAAACGAGGUGGCUCAAGUGAGCACAGCCCAAAGAAUCCAGCAUCCACUGUUUCAUCACCAAAGGUUUUGACUGAUAAACCUGGGGGCUCAGAUGCUGUUGCAAAGUUGAAUCAUGUACCUUAUGUCGCUUCAAAAGUACAACAUAUGCAACCAGGAAAUGUUGCCGCCAACUUGAAGGACCAGCCCUGCAAAUCAACUGGUGGUUCUGAGCUGCCUACUGUGAAAGAGGAGAAAAGUAGCAACUCGAGCCAGUCACCGAACAAUAGCCAUUCAUGCUCUAGUGAGCCAUCGAAGGAUGCGAGAAGUUCAACUGCUGUUUCUGGUGGUGCUAGUAAAACUUCUGGAAGUGCUUCACGGGGCCAUCGAAAGGCAACCAAUGGGCUUGUUUCAGGGAACCUGAAGGAAGCUUCUGUGGGAAGAUGUGUCUCCCUUGAUCGAUCUUUGCUGCCAGAUAAAUCAUCUCCAACUGGAUCAGCUUCUGAAAAAGGAGUUGACAUGCCAUCUGACCAUGGAAAUAAUCAUAGAUUGAUUGUUCGGUUUCCAAAUCCUGGCCGUAGUCCUGCUAGAAGUACAAGUGGAGGAUCUCUUGAGGACCCAUCUGUUACUGGUGGUAGAGCUUCAUCUCCUGUGGUUGCAGAUAGGCAUGAACAGACUGAUCGCAGAGUGAAAAUGAAAACUGAAAAUUCUCGGCCUCAUUUAACUUCUGAUGUUAAUGCAGAGUCAUGGCACAGCAAUGAGAUUAAAGGAACUGCUGGUUCGGAGGAAGGUGACAAAUCACCAUGUGCUAUGUUAGAUGAUGACAACAGCAGGACACCUGAUGAUUCUGUUAAGGAUACACAUGCAUCACGAGUUGUAUGGUCAGCCUCAUCAUAUAUGAAUGAAAAAGGCGUCUGUUCAAGUGAAACCAAGGUGGGAAACUCAUUCAGCCCAAUGAAUGCUCUGAUUGAAAUCAAGUACUCUGAAGCUAGUCAUUCCUUGCAUGCUGAAGACGACACAGCAAUGGAUCUUCUUGCUAGUGUGGCAGGAGAAAUAUCAAAAUCUGAAUUGGUUUCCCCAUCUUCUUCACCCAGAAAUUCAUCUGCAAAGAAAUUGGGCUGUGAGGGUGACAAUGCUGGGAAGGUUAAAGUAGAAAGUGAUGUGAGCCCAUCACAGGAUCCAGGGCCAGCAGAUGCUAAGAAAGUUGUCGGUGGGAAGGAAGUGAAAAGUGAUUCUUGUUUGGCUGCAAAGGAGGAACAACGCCAAACUGUGCCAUCUCCUGAGCUAGCAGAUUCAAAAGCAGUUGGAUCUUCAGUCAAAAUUGAAAUCCAUGAAGGGCGUGCAAACAAAUGCAACUCUCAACCUGAUUUGGUUGAUUCCAAAGGUGAACAUGAUCAGAACUCCAAUUUGUGCCACUCAGCUAAUGCUAGAAUUGUCAAUGUGCCUAAUAUGGAUUCAUCUGCAGGUGAAAAUCGGGAUGCAUGUAGACAUGGGAAAGUUGAAGAUGGCUGUACAGACAAGGGUGGUGCUGUGGAUUCUACAUUGGGCAGUCAGUGUAAAGUGGUUGUUUCCAGUAGGAAUUCAAGAUUGGUUCUUGCUGGAGAAUCUUCAUUGUCUGCUGCUGAUAAACAAGCCCAGGGUUUGUUGAAGUCAUCAACUAAUCAUAAGCAGCCUCUGGGUGUAUCAGGCCACUCAGGAGCCUUUGAUAUCCGUGACAGUAUGGCUGGCAAAUUAGAUUUGAUGGCUGCAGAGGUGAAAAAAGCUGAUGCUGUGAGCGAUAGUAGCAUACUGUGGAAUGAGGAGGAAAAGAAGGAAAAUGCUUCUUUCCCUUCGGCUGAUGUUCCAAAACUAGUUGUAGCUGCAGCGUCCCCAGCAAAUAGGAUUGAAUCAAAAGACACUUCAAGUGAAUCCAAUAGUCAUGUAAAAUCUGAAGGUGUCCAUUCUCAGCAAAGUGAGCAUAGUGCAAAGCAGAGCUCAAAAAAAUCCAGUGAUGGUGUGAGUGGAAAGGAGGAUGGAAAAGAUGACCUUGUCUCAUCAGAUGAAGGUUCUUCUCUAGCUGCCCACACCAAGUCAAAUGCUACAGCAAAGCUUGACUUCGACUUGAAUGAAGGAAUACCUGGGGAUGAUGGGCAUCAGUCUGAACCAACUAUCUCACCUGUUAUAUGUUCCUCAACGGUCCAUUUAACUAGGCUUUCGCCAUUUGCUUCGCCUAUUACAUGUGGGCUGCAGUCAGCUCCAAUAACAGUAGCUGCUCCAGCUAAAGGACCCUUUGUUCCUCCUGAGAACCUACUAAGAGCAAAGCCUGAGAUCGGGUGGAAAGGUUCAGCUGCUACGAGUGCAUUCCGCCGAGCUGAACCGAGGAAGAUUUUGGAGAUGCCUGGCACCACACGUGAAAUUCCAGGAUCUCAUACUGCUGGGAAGCAGUCUCGCCCCACACUUGGUUUUGAUUUGAAUGUUGCAGGUGACCAAGCUCUCCAGGAAGAUAUCCCAGAGAGUUCUGCACAGACUACCUGCUCUGAAUCUGGAAAUACGAAAAGUCGAGAUGGCUCAUCACGAAGCGCUGGCAUUGAGUUUGAUCUGAACAGAGCUGAUGAAGUUGCAGAUAAUGGCCAAUUUGUGUCAAAUGCUUCACACCCAGUUGAACUCCCAUUGUCGUCAACAAGGUCGUUACCUGGAAUUGUCUCUAAUGCUGGUAUGAAUAUCUCGAGGGACUUUGACCUUAAUAGUGGACCAGGCCUUGAUGAUGCUGUCACUGAACCUGUGCCAAAGAACCUACCUGCUAAAAAUACAAGCAGUAUUCAAUUCCUACAAGUUCCUGGUUUAAGGAUGAAUAAUGUUGCCAUGAGUAAUAUAUCACCAUGGCUUGCCUCUGCUAACCCUUGUGGUCCAGUAGCUAUACAAUCGUUUUUGCCUUCUAGAGGAGAACAGCUGUACCAAAUUGAGGCUGCAUCUGGAGCCCAGAGGAUUAUCGCGUCUACCACUGACAGUGGCCAAUUUGGAGGAUUCCCUUCUUUUCCUCCAAGUGUCCACCUUCAAGCACCUGCAUUUUCAGUUGGAUCAGCAACAUUUGCUAAUUCUGCAUCUGCAGUUCCAUAUUUUCAAACUCUCUCUCCCUCUCUUGUUGGGCCAGCAGGAUCAUUACCUGCCCAGCAUUCAAGGCAGUAUGCUAUAAAUCUUGCUGAGGGUAGCAGCAGCAGUGGACGUGACAGUAGUCGUAAAUGGGAAAGUCAGGGCCUUGAUCUUAACUCAGGCCCUGGAAGUAUAGAUUUAGAAGGAAAGGAUGCACGGGCACCUUUACCAGUCAGACAAAAUUUGAUCACACCCCCACAUGGCUUUGCAGAAGAUCAAGGAAGAAUUUACCAAAUGCCAGUUGUAGGAACAAAGAGAAAGGAACAUGAUGGCAGUUGGGACACAGAAAGGUCUACAUAUAAGCAAUUAUCUUGGCAAUGA